AUGUAAAAUUCAAUAAAAGCUGAAAUUAAAAAUCUACUAAAUAGAAUUGAAUCACUUGAAAAUUCUGUAUUAACUGUUAAUUCCAUCCAAUCAAAAGAGUUAUUAUAAUAAGCACUGGAUGAUUUUGAAACUUAUUUUGAUAAUAUCACAGAUAUGACUUAAAAAUUGGACAUAAGUAUGGUAUUCUUAAAAGAAUUAAGCAAAGUUCUAAAACAUAUAAAAAGUUAAAUUGAUCAAGUCUUGUAAAAUGUUAAUAAUAUUGCAAAUGAUGUUAGAAAACUUAGAGGAAAAAAUUAUUUUGAAUUACUUUUAAUAAGAAAAGAUUAAAUAUUAAAGUAAAAGGAUGAAAAUGAUUUAGACCAAAUCCACAUAGAAAUAUUAACUUAAGAAUAGGAUCCAAUUUCAGGAAAUAAAAUUAAUAGGAUAAAAAGAAGUAAUUUCCUAUCUUUUAAAAAGAAUUUAUAAUAAUUUUGAAGGAGAAAUAAAUGAAUUUUUAUGGGAUUAAAAAGAAAGAAUAAAAGAUGUUAUGCUUCUAAAAGGAAGAGCAGGUUCAGGGAAAAGUAGAGCUGCAAAAAAUAUUGAGGAACUUAUAUGAGUUGUGAUUAAAUAGAACCUAAGAGGAUUCCAAUUUAUGUAUCAUGACCUUCAAUAAAAGAUCCAAAACAUAAUUUAAUUGAUUUAAGAAUUAGAAUCAGAAAAUUAUAGAGGCUGCCAAACUUGGUUUUAUGGGAAAGGCAUAUAAACACUAAAAGAAGUUGAAUUAUUGCCUAUUAGCACUAAUUAAAGUAAUGAAUAUUUAAUAUAAUAUUCUAAAGUGAGUGUAAAAAGAACCAUAAAAAGAGAUUUUAUGAAUUUCUUAAGUAAUUUAAAGUAUAAAACUUUUCACUUAAUGAAUUUAAAAUUAUUUGGAGUAACAUAGAAGAAACUAUAAGAAAGAUAUAAAACUAGAAUGGAGAACUAUUAUUUUAAUCAGAAGAUACUGAAAAAAUUAUAUAAAAAAAUUUAGCAAAUUCAAUUUUUGUAGCUAUUUAAUGCUGAUUAAAUGGUUUCAUUAAACAAAGAUUUAUUAUAAUUAUGGGGUUAUUAAAAAUUUUCGCAAACUAUUUAAAAAGUUAAAAUAUAACAUCUUUUAAAUACAACAUUUAUGCUAGAAAUUAUAGUAUAUGUAUUGCCAAGGAUUUUAAUUCUGCUUUUUUUAUGA
Paramecium sonneborni is the source of this 1201-nucleotide messenger RNA. Lineage: Eukaryota; Ciliophora; Oligohymenophorea; Peniculida; Parameciidae. The record is from the annotation of a GenBank genome assembly.